Molecule: messenger RNA, 1935 nt
Organism: Brassica oleracea var. oleracea
Lineage: Eukaryota; Viridiplantae; Streptophyta; Magnoliopsida; Brassicales; Brassicaceae
Exons: 4
Coding region: 1-1935 (644 amino acids)
Source: RefSeq, a predicted model, not a curated record
AUGGGUGAUCACGACAAUAUGGAUGACCUCACUGCUGCAUUGGCACUCAUUCAACAACAAAUGCAGACUCAGCAACAACAGAUGUUGCAGAUGCAGCAUACCAUCCAAAAUCAGCAACAAGCUGCUCAGGAACAAGCUGCCGUGAAUGCCGCGCGAGAAGAGCGUGGUGCUCUUAUUGGUGAGCGAAACCUUCCGCGGAACUUCGCUACUAACCGCUCCCCCAUCAACCCUCCACCCUGUUCUCGACAAGAUUAUGAGAACAAACCUGCACUGAUAGGUCUGGUACAGAAGAGCACGUUCAGCAGCCUCACUUCAGACAUUCCAAUGGACCACAUAGAGGCUUUUGUGAGGAUCUGCAAAUUCUCUCGCUCUAAUGGAGUGCCACCAGAUUAUGUGAAAUGCACGUUGUUCCCAUUCUCUCUUGAAGGGAAAGCUUCUCGCUGGUUGCAAUCUCUCCCAACCGGUUCUCUCACCUCAUGGGACCAGGAAAGGUAUAAGGAAUACCAGAGAGAGUGCCCACACCAUGGGUUUGAUGAUGAUUACAUAUUGGAGGUGUUCUACGAUGGAGUGAGUUAUGAGUUCCGAAACACCCUUGACUCUUCUAGUAAUGGAGACUUCAUGACUCAAACCACACCUGGUGCGUUUGCGUUGAUUGAGAACAUGGCAUCAAGUUCACUGAACAAGAACAAGGAGCAUGACCGCUCGAAGAGUGUGAACAGCAUAGAUGAUCUCACUGCGAAGCAAGAUAAACCAACUGAUCCUGCACAGAGUAACCAAGGUCAGUAUGCCGGGUAUCAAAAGAACUACCAACCCCGGGCUUAUGUUCUAAGCCAACCGCAGAACAACACACCCCAGAUGCAGAAACACCAUAACCCUCAACCAGCUACCUUUGCUCCUAUCGUUGCUCCGCAAGAUGAGACAAAGGUCAUGUUGCAGCAUCUGCUCCAAGGACAACAACUCCAAGGGAAAGCUCUGAACCAGGUUACUACCGAGAUCAAUACCAGAAUGAACCAUAUGUUAGGAGAUUUGAGAACCAAGUACGAUAAUGUCGCGAGCCAUAUGAGACAAAUGGACAUUCAGAUAGCUCAGACUGCUGAGAGCGUCAAGAGGCAGCAAGGUACUCUACCUGGUAAAACAGACAAAAAUCCUAAGGAGUGCAAUGCAGUUCAACUGAGGAGCGGAAAGCAACUUUCCGAGCCGGACAAGAGGAGGUUCACCACGGCUGAGAAAGGGAAGCAGAAUGAGUCGGAACAACUACCAGCCGAUACCCCGGCAGUUGAGAGGAAUACGGACCCAGCAGUUGGAACAAGUUCGCCAGGGCCAGAACAACCAGCUGAAGCUGUUCGCCCGAUCCCAGAGGUUGUUCCUCCUCGCGAAUACAUUCCUAAAGUUCCUAACCCUAUUCCAGCAAAGACCACUCGUAAGGACAGAGAGGAGAUGAAGUGCAGGAAGAUGCUGGAGGACCUAACCGUCCGACUCCCCUUGAUGGAUGCGAUCCAGAUGAUGCCCUCCAUGCGCAGCUUUAUGAAGGGAUUGAUCUCAGGAAAAAUAUCAGAGGAGAGCAAAUUCAUGACAGUUUCCAAGGAGUGCAUCGCAGUGCUUCAGAACAGGCAGAUAAAGAAGCGAGGAGACCCCGCACGACGUCUAGGAUACACGCAUUUCAAACCAACUAAGAUGUCCUUAGUAUUCGCGGAUAGAUCAGUCAAAUCCCCAGUUGGUAUACUAGAGGAUCACCAAGUAAAAGUCGGAAACACCUCUGUUCCAGCAGACUUCGUUGUUCUGGAGCUGGAAGAAGAGUCUAAGGAUCCUCUCCCUCUCAUCUUGGGAAGACCAUUCCUAUGUACUGUUGGAGCCAUCAUUGAUGUGCGACAAGGGAAGAUUGAUCUGAAUCUUGGGGACGUAGUCAUGCAAUUCGAGAUGGAUGAACUACUAUAA